UGCUUGCAGAAUGAAAUUUGUUGGCGAUAGAAGGAUGAAGAUUAGGAGAUUCAAUGCGAAGCACAUUUUGAUGGGGUUUUUAAUAUUGUCUCGAAGGAGAGAUGAUGGUGGAGGAGGUCGUUCCCAUCGCGACGUGUUUGUUGGACUAAACAGACGCUUUGGCGGAUGGACGCCUUUAACUUGCGACAGAGUCGCUUUUCUAAAAAGCGUGAAGAUUUCGUCUGUUAAUCGCCAGGCCUCACUCUAAUUGUCGUUGACAAAAGUGCUCGUUUAGUUCCGCCAUGUGUUUCAGGAUUUUCUUAAGACUUACUUUUGCUUUGAAUCAAUUGUCUUGAAUGGGUCAUUGUUAACGAUUACUGGGUCAUUUCUAAUUUAUCUGUUAAAACUGUGGGCUAACAUUGCAAUCAUUCAAAAUAUGAUUAUUUUUUUCUGAUCUUCUAAUUUUUUCUAAUUUUUUUCUAAAUUUUCUAAUUUAAACUUUCCACUUGCUACCUUGUAUAAUUAAUAAUUAUCUCAGUCACCAAUAAGUUCAAUGGCAACCACCAGGUUAAUAUUUCUAAUACAUAAUCUAUAUUAUCAUCUGCUGUGUUAGACAACGAGAAUUUCCACUUUGUUAAGAUCGUCAGGAUGUUAGGAUCACGAUGGCGUGGUCGGAACGAAAGUGGCCGGAAAAAUAAGGAAGAAAGGACAACCGCGAAAGGGGAUAGCCUAGAUGUCAGGACGAUAUUCACGCAUCGACAACCAGUUUCCAAGGAAAGUAUACUUCGGAAUAAUGAAACGUUUUUACUGUCAGGAACGUGUCGGAGCGACUCGUUGAACGCUCACGAAGAUGUAUCAACGACUGACACGCGUUUUCAACGAGAUUUCUCGUCUAAUUCUGGGACACUUUUCACGCUGAUAUACCCUCACGAAAAAAACGAACGCCCAGAGUUUUCCAAUGCGUAUCGUGCUUUUUACAUUCGCACUUUUCUCCGAGGUUCAUUCAUAAAACUUUCAACCGCAAUUAAUUUUCCUAGACAUCUUGUAUUGCAGAUAUUAAUGAGUGGCAUAUAUGAUUAUUUUCGUCAGACUUUAAGCUUUGAUUUCAUAUAGUAUAAGUGUUAUUUUGCAACACUUUUAUGUCACGAAAUUUUCUUGGACUUCGAGUGCUUUCGAAAUCGGUCAUUGUUCUCUAUAAUUAAUGACCAGCCAUUUUGUGUGAGGAAUAUUCACGAGUCCUUUAUGUAAUUAUUUUCGUUAGACUUCAAGCUUUAAUUUCAUAUAUCAUAAGUGUUAUUCUGAGAAACUUUUAUGUCAUCAAUUUAUUUCAAGCUAAACUGAUUUCCAAAUCAUCAACAUUAACCUAGCAGAUGAUCUAAAUGAUCGUAUCAUUUGAAUAAUCAUUGUUACAGUGUUCCAUACUACAUAUCGCCAUUUUCACUGUGCCAAUAAACAUGCUAAUUGUACGCUCGCCUAAAGAGAGAAGUUGUAGAAAUGAUUUAUCUCGCAUCUAACAUGCUAGCCUUCGUCCAGUUCCCUCCACUUGACCUCCGUCAGAAAAUAGGGUCAGACUCUCGCCGCACGCUGAUAAAACACGUCUUAGAAAGUUUUUUUCACCCCUUUUUCUGCUCUUUGCUCACAUUCCGUGAAACGAUGCAAUAAAACGUUUUUCCUCUGUUCUUACUACCUGGCCCAGAGAAAACCGAUGGGCAUUGUUGUUCAUCGACUUCCUGUUUCUGCUGGACUUCAAUCUCUUCGUUUCUCUUCGAAUUGUAAUUGAAAAAUUUACAAUUUUCCAGCUAUAUUGUAAUUUCCAAUUUGAAAAGUGAAAUGAUCGUAUUUGGAAUAAUUCAGGGUUAACCCUUUAAUUACUAAGGGUGAUUACAGUUAUCCAUCGGUAAUUGAUUACAUACGCAAAGAGUUUGUUUGGAAUAAUUCAGGGUUAACCCUUUAAUUACUAAGGGUGAUUACAGUUAUCCAUCGGUAAUUGAUUACAUACGCAAAGAGUUUGUUUGAACAGUAUUUAUCGUUACUUUAACCCUGAAUGAAUUACAGUUAGUUAACCUUUUUAGUUUCAUUGUCCGGAAGCCUGUAGCUGUAAUUCACAGAGAGACCUAUUUGCAGCAUCAUCUUCUUUUCUUUUUAUUCUUGAAAACUUCAUCAUCCGCACAGUUUCUCCGACAAAGCAAUACUCCGAAGAGGAACAACGUGCAAAUCACCGCAUGUUCAGAGGACUACAUGCUCGUGUUCCCCUUCCGUUUAAGUCAGCCGACAACGAAAGUAGACGUUCCCUGUAUACACACACAACAGGCGUCGGUUCUUUCUUCAUUUUCUGUUUUUUCCUUUUUACAAACCUAUCCUGAUGCUCCUUUUCGCGGUUAUCUACGCCUCGAACGACCCAAUUCUGGUUUCGAGUAGGCCAACCGACCGCCAUACCGGAAUCGGAAGAGAAAAAUCAUGUUGCAACAGUAAAGCGGAAAUUAUUUCAUUCAAUUGGGAUCCUUUUAUUUCGAGGGUCAAUGAUAACCGCAAUAAUUUAAUUUAUAUAAUUUAUGCGAUCAAUAACUAUUUUAAUUUAUAAUUUAUGCCAUGAAAUUACAUUUGAAAGCUCGUAUAUCAAAUUACAUUUGACGGACCAUGGAGAGAGUCCUAAUUUUCAUUUAAUUCCGUUCAAUAACAAUGAAACGAGAAACUCGUCUCGAAGGAGGAUCACAAUGGGUUUGUGGGUCGAGGAUGCAAAAAUGAUGGUCCAUGGAUCGGAAGUUGCUCGUAAAACGGAAACGUUAGACCAGCAUUUCACAAGAGGAAUUUCACAGCAAAGAGGGAAAAAAGAACCGCAGGUUUCUGGGCCGAGAAAGCGAAAAAAUCACGAAACGAUCGACUGUUCGGUCGAUAGAUCAUUGACCACGAUCGACUAAUGCUGGAUAAAGUUCUGUUUUUUUCUCCCCCAUUGUCCUUAAUCGACGAAAGAGUUAUGGAAUAAAUUUUCUGUGGAACAAUGGGAGGUCCUUGUUACUAUUUAAAGAUAAUCGCCACGAUUGUGUUCCCCGGCAAUUUGCGAUUAGAAACGCGAUGAACUCGACGAGAUUUUGCAGAGUACUCUCGUUUAAAUUUCUUAGGCACACUUACGUGUCAUUAAAAUGUUUAACAAAAAUUUCAUUCGUAAAUAUUGAGUAACAGAAAGUUGUAAUUUCUAAAAUUGAAAGUUGCUGAAGAUCGAUCAUAUUAUAGACGAAUAAAUCAAAGUUAAAUGAGACAAAUUAGAAAUGAGGCUAAUUGUUUAUUGAACACAGGAAAAUGUAAUUUAUUGCAAUCAACGAUGAAGAACUUGAAAUAUCAGAAAAAUGCUGGACGAGUACUUGACGUUAUACCUAAACAGAAAAAGCAUCGUGUAAAGUAGUUGUUGAUUGUCCACGCUGGAGCAAUUAGUGCAUGACGGAUCCUGACUUUUUCAUGAUAAUCCGCCUUGAAGAUCGUCCACGAAUCAAGAUUUUUUUCUUUUUUCCUUGGUCCUUGAAAUUCCUGAAUCAAACCACUUUGGUUCACGACAGAAAAUCAAACUGGAAGAAUCGAGGACUUAAAAUUAAUCAGAGAAAAUUUUGGAAACUUCUGCUGAACAAUUAAGAAAAUUGAAUAAUCAAGCACUAAAUUAAAAAUUUCAAGAAAUUUACAAUUUUGAAAUCUCUGAAUUCUGAAAUCUCUUUCAAAGCAUCAGCACUCUAUAAAGCUAUCGGUCAAGAUCGAAUUAUGUUAAAAAUUUAAAUGUCUAUUAAAAAUCUAUGCCAAUUCUGGCCGAAUCGUCGAUCCCAGGACGACAAUUAUCAUGGAGGAGGAAACGAUGCGAGAGAUGCCGAGAUAGGAAUAGAAGAACGUAGACCGCGUCCGUUCUCCAGGUGACCAAGGUGUGCAAAGCGUGAACAACGUAUGCAACACGAGGCUAGGAGAAGGACGGAAAAUGGACCAAGUCACCAGGAAGUGGGGACCUGGAUUAAAAGCAAACGAGGGCAACGUCUCGGCGACAGAGCCAUCUCGGACCUUGAAGAGUCGAGGUCGAGAGCAAGUCGACGCGUUCUUUGCUUCAUUGCUCGCUCGGUGCUUUUCUAACGGAUUUCCGUUACGUUACGAACUGGAUCAAAGAGAAUUCUCGGUGUUGGCGUAAUCGAAAGUCGGCGCCAGGCCAAAUUUGGACGGAGGAUCUACUAAACGAUGGCGCCGAAAAGAGCGAUCUACCUGCUCCUGGUGACCUUGGCCCUGAGGGGAAGCCAGUGUAGCACGAGAUACUACGUAAAGAUGAGGACGAACGCGUCCGAGUUGUUCAAGACCAGAGGGGACAACUCGAGGGUGCUCGAACAGCCAAUCGCUGCCACGAGCAGUCCAUUGUACGACGAAACCAGAGAUCACUUUCAAGAUGAUGAUCAAAGAAUGAUAAAAGAUUUCCCAAGAACCGACGACGAGUCGAGAAACAAUUUUGAAACGUCCACGUUUAAUCCGGACGUUCUGAAUAAGUUCCUUGAAGAGUAUGCUAGCAAGAUAAAGAGCAGCACCGAGAAGUAUCAGAAGCAUCCAUUCAGGGUCGUGAAACCUUCCGAGGCUCUUGCACUAGAGGUGGAUGUCCCAACUGCACAGCCAACAAGCAGCAGCUCUGCUCAGGUCACCAAACCUGAAGAAGAUGGGGCGAAUGCUACUCUGGCUGAAGCAGGGUUAAGCGACAGUCUAAACGACACCCUAAAGAGGAACAAAUACUAUGGGGCAAACUCGUACGAAGAUAGAAACGGCUGGGUGACUUUAGAAGCAAUCCCCUGGUCGAAGAGUAAGAUUUCAAAGUGGCAAGCGACACCCAGCACCCAACAGCCUUGGCCGGAAGUGAAACCAUGGGAGAAACCAGGCAUGGGUAAACCCUGGGCUUCGGAUUACUCUGUCAGACCAAUCUACGAAAACAAUAAACCAUGGUACGAGAAGCCAAAACCAAAUUGGCCAGAGAACAACGAGAAACCAUGGCAGAAACCCACGACACGACCAUCUUAUUACCCAGACAAGGUCGAUGAAGGUCAGGCUCAAAAAUGGCCUCCAGAAAGACCAUCCUGGAAUAAGUAUACCGAUCGUCCCAACAGUGAUAUCAUCACUGACAAUCGUCCAGCUAAUUUCCCGAGUUCUUGGAACAACAGGCCUCAAACAGCGAAACCUGGUUAUCAGUAUCUGGAUAGAUUCUCUGAUAAGAAUCAGGCAGAAGAGAAUAACAAUGAUUGGCAUGAUUUUCCCUCGAGAUUUGAUGAUCGUCUACGACCUUCCACUGAUAGACCAGCCUUCUCUCAAUAUCAAUAUGUCAACAAUCAUCCUCAGAGUUAUCCUGGUAAUGGGGAUGGUCAAUGGGUGCUCUUGUCCACCAACAGAGGUUACUCGAAAGCUAGACAGAGAUCGAUGAAGAUCGAUACCACGAAUCCGUUACAGAAUGGAAGCAAGAGUAUUCGGGUGAAGGGAGAGGAGGCCGAUCCUGCGAUCCCUGUGAUGACUUCGAAGAGACAGGUCAGGUUGACGGUGUUACCGUCGAUCAACGGCACGAACACGACCACCUCGCACGGAGGUCUCCUGGAGGUGGAGAAGACCUUCAAGAGCGUGGAUCAGAGUCAAAAGGAAUACGAGAUGAAGAGACAAACCCUGCCGGUGAUCCUGAAGAAAAGACCGAUCAGAAAUACUCUCGGGAAUCAAGCGUCUAAUUCGGCUGUCUUGGCUGCCGUUAGUGCAGGAAUAUUACCGGCAACUAUGGCGAUGAUGAUACCAAUGAUUCUCGGCCGUCGAAAGAGGGACAUAAAAGCUCCUCAAUCAAGAUUACUCAAUUAUGAUAAUUCAGUAAUGAAUAUUCAUGAUCCCACGAAUCAACGUGGAGCCCGCGAAACAAGGCUUAGGUAGAGGAAUUAAUGUUGAAAGAGAAAGUCUUUGAUAAUUCGUGAGAAUAAGGUGGAUGAUCGAAGAGAAUUUAGAGGAACACUGAAAAUCUUAUUUAGUGCUGGGUGUAAUUGUAUAAAAAAUAAGUAUCAAUUUUAAUUACUUUUUCCAUUCGUAGAAGUUAGUUGAAUUAUUUUAUUGAAACUUCGAGUAAUGAACUUGAAAUUGAAGCAGCAAAAAUUAUAUAUUAAAAAUGAAUUUAUAAUGUAAGUUCAUAGAUAAGAUUUAUUAUUAUUUUCUAUUAUAGUGUGUCUGGGAAACACAUUUCUAUUGCAAAAUAACAAACAAAAGAAAUUAUCACUGAAGACAAUGCAAUUAUUGCCACACUCGUGAUUAUUAUCAGUGAUUCAUUAAUUAAUCAAUAACAAAUUAAAAUACACAUGUUCAUUGCUCUUUGUUUAUAAAUUAAUACUUGCAAUUUUAUCAUAAGAAAAAGAACCUGCUAUCUCGUAUAUUGUAUAAUUAGCAAUAAUUUUUAAUUUAUCCAACAAACGUCUUCCUAUAGGGAUUAAAACAUCAGAUAUUAAUUUUCAUUGAAUUUUUAUCACGCAUAUAUUUACAUAUAUGUCAGGGUAUUAUGAUAAUAAUCUACUAUUUAUUUAUUUAUUUAUUUAUACGUUUAUUUAUAAUAUACUUU
This is a messenger RNA of Osmia lignaria (orchard mason bee), 6559 nucleotides long. Lineage: Eukaryota; Metazoa; Arthropoda; Insecta; Hymenoptera; Megachilidae. The record is from RefSeq and is a predicted model, not a curated record.